This is a messenger RNA of Zymoseptoria tritici IPO323, 261 nucleotides long. RefSeq lists its product as uncharacterized. The transcript has a single exon. The record is from RefSeq and is a predicted model, not a curated record. Gene Ontology annotation, cellular component: nucleus. The annotation marks the transcript as partial. Gene Ontology annotation, biological process: positive regulation of transcription by RNA polymerase II. Lineage: Eukaryota; Fungi; Ascomycota; Dothideomycetes; Mycosphaerellales; Mycosphaerellaceae. Gene Ontology annotation, molecular function: transcription cis-regulatory region binding; protein binding.
AGCCCGCUGCACAUGGCGGCGCGACGCGGAUCGCAAAAGAUUGUCCAGAUGCUGCUUCAGCAUGGCGCUGACAUCAACGCGCGAGACGCCCAAAGCAUGACGCCAUUGACGCUUGCAAUCCUCCAGAACCACGAGGCCGUGGCCAGCAUAUUGUUGGCCCAUGGGGCCGACGUAUUGGCGCUGGACCACCAGCAGCGGUCGGCACUACACCUCGCUGUAUUGCAUCGCCGCGAACGGCUCUUGAGGAUCAUAGUCCGGCAU